AGCUGCCAACGUCCGCCGCCUGCACCCAAUUCCGGAGGUUGCCGCUGUCGUUCUCCUCUAGCAGCGCACUCGCUACCACAGUCUCUCCUUCCGGAGGUUGCCGCCCGUUUCAGCUUCUACUUUCUAGGGCUUUAGACUGAGAAGCCGAGUUGUUACUUGCGCUUUCUUCUUCUCCGUAUCUCAGCUGUUCGUUUGAGCUCUGCUACUAAUAUGGCCGCGGGUAGUGGCGGCAAGGACCAGUCGCAUAAAGCCCACAGGUCCAGUCAAGCGGGUGCUUCCUCGAAGAGUCACAAAGCAAAGGCGAGGAAGGCCGGGGCUAAUGGUGCAGCAGUGGUGCGUGGAGGAUGGAACCCUAAUCUCGCAGGGAAUGAUGAUAUGGCCCGGGCAGGUAGAGGGAAGAAGAGGCAGCGUGAGGGGCAAGGUGCAGUGGCCUCGCAGGAAUCGGACAAGCCUAAGCAGCCAUUAACGAAGAUGGAAAAGGUAGAUAGAAAGAAGAGGCGGCGGCUUGGAGAGGAUAGUGCUCUGGCGGAGCAGAAGAGACAGAACCCUAAGGCUUUUGCGUUUACUUCAAGUGGGAAGGCAAAAAAGAUGCAGUCGCGGGCUGUGGAGAAAGAACAGCGCAAACUUCAUAUACCGAGUAUUGAUCGGACUUAUGGCGAGCCAGCUCCUUAUGUUGUUGUUGUGCAGGGGCCUCCUAAGGUUGGGAAGUCACUUCUGAUCAAGUCUCUCAUUAAACAUUACACAAAGCAUAAUCUGCCAGAGGUUCGAGGCCCAAUUUCUGUUGUCUCAGGUAAGAAGAGAAGGGUCCAGUUUGUGGAAUGCCCAAAUGACAUCAAUGGCAUGAUAGAUGCUGCCAAGUAUGCUGAUUUAGCUUUGCUUUUGAUAGAUGGAAGUUAUGGCUUUGAGAUGGAGACAUUUGAGUUUCUUAAUAUCUUGCAAGUGCAUGGAUUUCCUAAGGUUAUGGGAGUCCUUACGCACCUUGAUCAAUUCAAAGACGUGAAGAAAUUGAAGAAAACUAAAGAGCGGCUUAAGCAUCGUUUCUGGACUGAAAUAUAUGAUGGAGCCAAAUUGUUCUAUUUGUCUGGGCUGAUUCACGGGAAGUACCCCAAACGAGAGGUCCACAAUCUUGCUCGAUUUAUUUCUACCAAGAAAUUUCAUCCAUUGUCUUGGAGGACUUCUCAUCCGUAUGUUUUGGUUGAUCGGUUUGAAGAUGUAACACCACUGGAAAGAGUGCGUGAAAACAGCAAGUGUGACAGGAAUGUGACUGUCUAUGGCUAUUUGCGGGGUUGCAACUUAAAAAGAGAGAUGAAGGUGCAUGUCGCUGGAGUUGGUGAUUUCAGUCUGUCUGGUGUCACUGCAUUGCCUGAUCCUUGCCCACUGCCAUCGGCGGCAAAAAAGAAGGGACUGCGUGACAAGGAGAAAUUAUUCUAUGGUCCUAUGUCCGGGCUUGGGGAUCUGCUUUAUGACAAAGAUGCUGUCUAUAUAAACAUCAAUGACCACUUUGUUCAGUUUUCUAAGGCCAAUGAUGAAGAGGGGGACGUAGAAAACAAAGGAAAGAACCAAGAUGUGGGAGAAGCUCUGGUUAAAUCCCUGCAGAAUACUAAGUAUUCACUUGACGAGAAAUUGCAAGAAAGCUUCAUUUCCCUUUUCAGUAGAAACAAGAACCUUUUACCUGAACAUCAGGGCAGUAAUAAUAAGAUUGAGGAUCAUAUGAUCGAUAUGGAAGCUGCAAAACAAGGUGAUCUGGUGGAAGAAACUGAACCUGAUGGGCCUACCAAAAGCGAUACUGAAGAUUCUGAUGGUUCAGCAUCCUCAGACAACAAUGAUGCCGCUCCAGAAAAGCUAGCUUUCACUGAGCAUGUUGAACUUCAUGGGGGGAGGUUAAGGAGAAAAGCUAUGUUUGAAAAUGACUAUGAUGACACAGAGAAGGACUCUCAUGAUGGGAUCGAAGAUGAUCAUGAUGGUGACACAAAAAUUUCAGAUGAUGAUGUAUCGUCCUCGGAUUCAGAUUCUUCGGAAGAAGAUGGGGAAGUUGAGAAACUUGAUGAUGAUCAUAUGGGAAACAUGUCAAGAUGGAAAGAGUCAUUGACAGAAAGGACUGGGUUAAGGAAAAGCACAAAUCUCAUGCAACUUGUGUAUGGUAAUUCUGCAUCAUCAAUGGAGCUUCGUGCUCAGGAGAAGCUAGACACUAUUGACAAUGUGGAUAGUGAUGAAGAAGACUUCUUUAAGCUGAAAGGGGAAGGGGAUAAGAAACAAAAAGGUCAAAAUGAUGCCUACUUUGAUGCUGAAGAUUGUUCCAAAUGUAUGAAGUAUACUGGCCAAAACUGGAAGGAGGUGAACAUAUAUGAGAGGAUUCGUGACCGAUUUGUCACAGGCAAUUGGUCAAAUGCUGCUCGGAGGAAUGAACUUUCUGUGGGAGAUGCUGAAGAUGAAAGUUCGAAUGACGAUGAUGAUGCAGCUGUAGAUGGCGAAUUCGAAGACUUAGAAACUGGUGAGAAAUAUGGAUCUACGGAAACUGGUCCUCAGGAGGAAGACGACCGUGCGGCAGAGAAGCGGAGGCUUAAAAAGCUGGCCCUUCGAGCAAAAUUUGAUGCUCAAUUUGAUGUAUCUGAAUCGAUGGAGGAUGAAGAGGAUGAGAAACGUGGAUUCACUUCAAUGGACAGUGAAGCAAACCAAAGUUCAUAUAUCGAAAAGCUGAAGGAGGAGAGUGAACUGCUGAAACAGAAGAAUAUAGCUGAACUAAAUGAACUGGAUGAAGAAUCACGAUUGGCGAUAGAGGGCUUCAGAACUGGGACAUACAUGAGACUGGAGAUUCAAAAUGUUCCAUUUGAGAUGGUUGAACAUUUUGACCCUUAUCACCCACUUUUAGUGGGAGGAAUUGGUUUUGGUGAGGAAAAUGUUGGAUAUAUGCAGGUUAGGCUAAAACGGCACAGAUGGAACAAAAAGAUCCUCAAAACUAAAGAUCCCAUAGUUUUAUCUAUUGGCUGGAGGCGGUACCAAACAACACCUGUUUAUGCAAUUGAGGACAGGAAUGGAAGGCAUCGCAUGCUGAAGUACACUCCUGAACACAUGCACUGUCUUGCCAUGUUUUGGGGGCCGUUGGCACCCCCAAACACUGGUGUGGUUGCUGUGCAAAAUCUGUCCAACAACCAGGCAUCAUUUAGGAUUAGUGCCACUGCAACUGUUCUCGAGUCCAAUCAUGCUGCAAAAAUAAUGAAGAAGAUCAAGUUGGUUGGCUACCCAUGUAAGAUUUUCAAGAAGACUGCACUAAUAACAGACAUGUUCACUUCCGAUCUCGAGAUUGCACGGUUUGAAGGUGCGGCUGUCCGAACUGUAAGCGGUAUCCGUGGACAAGUUAAAAAGGCUGCAAAGAAGGAAGUUGGUAAUCAUUCCAAUAGCAAAGGGGUAAUACCAAAAGAAGGAAUUGCCCGGUGCACCUUUGAGGACAAAAUUUUGAUGAGUGACAUCGUUUUCUUGCGAGCAUGGACACAAGUGGAUGUCCCUCAGUUUUAUAAUCCAUUGACCACAGCCUUGCAACCACGGGAGACCAUUUGGCAUGGGAUGAAAACUAUGGCUGAAUUGAGGAGGGAGCAUAGUCUUCCUCUGCCGACUAACAAAGAUUCUAUGUACAAGCCAAUUGAAAGGUUCCCAAGGAAGUUCAACAAGCUGGUGAUUUCCAAGCAAUUGCAGAAAGAUCUCCCGUUUGAAUCGAAACCCAAGGACAUUCCAAACAGGAGGAAGCCUCUUCUUGAGAGGCGAAGAGCCGUUAUCAUGGAGGGUGCCGAGCGACAAGUUCAUGCUCUUGUUCAGCAGCUCCAAUUCAUUAAAAAUGAGAAGGUGAAGAAACAAAAGCUUACAAAAGAGCGGAAAAGAAAACUACAUGAAGUCGAGGAAGCUAAAGCUGAAGAGGUUUCGAAAAAGCGCAGAAGAGAAGAACGGCGGGACAGAUACAGGGUCGAAGACAAACUGAAGAAGAAACUGAGGGGACGCAAUUAACCGAGCACAAAAGUAUUUAUUGCGUCACUGGAUGCUGUUAAUCCUCCGAGCUCUUGAGAUGCAUUUUCCGGGUCGUUUGCUUCAUGAAAAUGAAGGAAAGUUUUGGUAAAACUUGUGUUUUGUAAAACCAUAGAUAUAUGAAGGUUUUAAGGGGUCGUUUGGUAAGCAUGUAAUCUACACAUGGAUUUCAAGAUUACAUGAUAUUUGAGAUUUCACUGUUUUUCUUGUUUUAAUUUUGGGCAGAUAUCAUGAUAUUGGUGCACCAUGUAAUUCUAAAAUUCAUGUGAUCAACCCAAAACAUUUGAGAUUUCAUGCCAAAUUAUGUGGGUUCUACUAUGAACUCAUGCAAGCCAAACAAUGCAUUCUA
Linum tenue is the source of this 4363-nucleotide messenger RNA. Lineage: Eukaryota; Viridiplantae; Streptophyta; Magnoliopsida; Malpighiales; Linaceae. The record is from the annotation of a GenBank genome assembly.